AUGUCAUCCCUGAACUUUACCACCUCUUCCCAUCCUCCUACUUUCCUCCUGGCUGGCAUUCCUGGGCUGGAGAAGGAGCAGUUCUGGAUUGCCUUCCCCUUCUGCAUCAUGUAUACCAUUGCUGUGCUGGGGAACAUCACCCUUCUCAUCAUUAUAAAGACAGAGCCAAGCCUGCAUGAGCCCAUGUACCUCUUCCUGGCCAUGCUGGCCUUCACUGACCUGGUCCUCUCUACAUCCACGCUUCCCAAAAUGCUUGGCAUCUUCUGGCUUGGCUCCAGAGAGAUUGGGUUUCUCUCCUGUCUUGCUCAGUUGUUCUUCAUCCACACCUUCUCGUCGGUGGAGUCAGGCGUGUUCAUGGCCAUGGCCUUGGAUCGCUAUUUCGCCAUUUGCUACCCCCUGCGGCACUCCAGCAUCCUCUCCAUGCCAGUGGUGGUGGCCCUUGGGAUCCUGGUGCUGGUGCGUGGGGUUCUUCUGGUGAGUCCCUUCUGCUUCCUGCUCCACAGGAUGUCCUUCUGCCAGCAUCAUGUUAUCUCCCAUUCCUACUGCGAGCAUAUGGCCGUGGUGAAGCUGGCAUGCGGGGACACCAGAGUCAAUGUCAUUUAUGGCCUCUUUGUGGCUUUUGUAGUGACAGGAUUUGAUAUAGUCCUGAUCUUUGUGUCCUACACGAUGAUCCUGCGGGUGGUAAUGAGACUGUCAUCCACAGACACACAGCUCAAGGCCUUUAGCACUUGUGCAUCCCAUGCCUGUGUCAUCCUUGCAUUUUAUGUCCCUGCCCUCUUCACGUUCCUCACCCACCGGUUUGGGCAGAGCAUCCCUCCCCAUGUCCAUAUAAUGGUGGCCAAUCUCUACCUGCUGGUGCCCCCCAUGUUAAACCCCAUCAUUUACGGUGUGCGAACCAAGCAGCUCUGUGACAAGAUGGUCCUCCUCUUCCAGCAGAAGGGAGUCUGACCCGUAUCUACGGGCUGGAAGCUGUGCUCAUAAUUCACUGAUGACCCUGGUAAAUUUAGCAAGUUAAUGUUGUGACUCUUUGUUCACAAAGAAACCUUCCUCGAUGACAGAGUGCAUUCUUAAAGAAAUCACUAGGUUAUCCGCGCAGUUAACAUUCUGCAGGAGGUUUCACUCACUGCGCAAUGAAACUUGGCAUAAAGGCAUUCAUUCUGGCUUUUACCCUGCUGGGAGAUGGAGAGUUCACCCCUCCCAGAAGUCAUACUCCUUGCUGUUAAAACUCUUUCUCUGU
Cygnus olor (mute swan) is the source of this 1237-nucleotide messenger RNA. Its product is annotated as olfactory receptor 52R1-like. Gene Ontology annotation, biological process: G protein-coupled receptor signaling pathway. Gene Ontology annotation, cellular component: membrane. The coding region runs from base 1 to 948 and encodes 315 amino acids. The record is from RefSeq and is a predicted model, not a curated record. Gene Ontology annotation, molecular function: olfactory receptor activity; G protein-coupled receptor activity. The transcript has a single exon. Lineage: Eukaryota; Metazoa; Chordata; Aves; Anseriformes; Anatidae.